AUGCCACUAGUGCGAAGUGUCGUUUGCCGGAGUUUAGAUCAAACGAAGAUCGAAUCUGAAAUACAGAUUCCGCCAGAUUUGAUCCGAAUCGAGUCUGGAUUCCUACGAAACGAAUUGGAAUGGGGUCUUUGCGUCGAGGAUUGCGAGAAGGAACUGGCUGAAGUUAGCGAGACUGAUCGUCAACAGUUGUACUAUCCGAAGUUUACUAGUAAGCACAGAUUCACGGUUCCGUCCGAUUACUGGAAGAAUGAAUUUGAACCGUAUAAUCAGACCUAUGGAAAACUGUUGAAUUCAUGCGUGAACAACCGACUGAAGCGGGACCACAACUUCACUCAACUUGGCUAUUCGGAAAUUAUGUAUUGCACCAGUGAAGAGUCGUUGAAAAACCGGAGCGCAGAUUGGCUGACAGUUUCGUUUCUAGCAAUUCUAAUUACAAUCACAUUAGUUACAUUAGGCACCACUGCAAUAGAUCUGUUUGCUGACUGCUCUCUCAAAGAUAAUUUAAUUGUUACGUCCUUCUCAAUUCAACGAAACUGGAAUCGACUGUUAAAGGAAUCGAAGAGCAAACUUUAUCAAGAUUUCGGAUAUAUUGACGGACUUCGAGUAGUGAUCAAUAUCUAUACGUUGAUUGUGCAUUGUACGAUUAUCGGCUUAUUCAUUCCAUUAAAUAAUCCAGAGUUCGUGGAAAAGUGGACGAAAACCCCUUUCCUGCUCACUUUGGGCGAGACAGCACCGGUAAGCGUUCAAAGCUUUUUCGGCAUAUCCGGGAUGCUGCUGACAGUUAACUUCCUGAAGGAUAUUGAAAAGAAACCCCAGAUUGAUUCUAAAUACUUCCGAUCAAAGAUAAUAAAUCGACUUAUCCGUUUGUUGCCCGUAUACUAUUUCUUUCUCCUGCUGACCCUGAUCGAAGAUGGCCUACCGAAUAUGGAUUUGAGACUCAACGGCUUCAAAGCCAUCUUAUUGGAACAGCGAAUAUGCUGGAGAUAUGGAUGGAAAAAUUUUCUGUUUCUGCAUAAUUUUCCAUCGGAUGAGGAAAUAUGUUUCAUUCAUGGUUGGUAUCUGGAUGCGGAUCUUCAGCUAUUUCUCGGAACUUUGGUGUUGCUGGCCCUCGUAUGGAAGUUUCCCCGGAAAGUGAAAGUUUUAUUAUGGACGAUGGCGAUAGUGUCGAUAAUCAUACCGGCAAGUGUGGUUUACUACCAGCAACUGGAACCGGUGAUUCCCGUAAGGUUAAGGUAA
Malaya genurostris is the source of this 1236-nucleotide messenger RNA. RefSeq names its product regulator of hypoxia-inducible factor 1-like. NCBI's taxonomy places the organism in Eukaryota, Metazoa, Arthropoda, Insecta, Diptera, Culicidae. The transcript is spliced from 6 exons. The record is from RefSeq and is a predicted model, not a curated record. The coding region runs from base 1 to 1236 and encodes 411 amino acids. Gene Ontology annotation, molecular function: acyltransferase activity, transferring groups other than amino-acyl groups.